AAAAACUCUGAAAAGCAAUAUGUCAAAGGAUAGGAUUUUGGUAAACAAUCAAAGAAAAUUUUAAUUUUCUUACCAUUUUCUGGCCUAAAUGGAAGUGAAAAUGCAGCACAGGUCACGGGCACAUAUGUUCCAGAUACAGGUCAAAGCGCUGAUCAAAACGCUGAAAUGUCUACAGUCGGACGAUAAAUACCAGGCGCUGUUGUUUCUUAUCUCGGCCAUCAAGUUGUACGUCAAGUAUCUGUACAACGACUGCCAGGAGCGUCUCUACAGGCCAGCAAUACUCAAAGAGUUGAAUAAUAUCGAAAAUGUGAUUGUGGUGAACCUGCUAAAAUCGCGUAGCGCGGCAGCUUCAGGUUCGUCCUCGUCCAUAGCCACAGGCCGCACGACCCUGUCCUCGUACGACGGAGGCGAUGUUGCAGGCAAAGCCUGUCUUGACAUAAGCACUGCCACCAGCGUUCGCUGCACAGAUCUCUCCCUCAGUGGCGACGGUCUGCUGCUUAUGCACCCGCACCGCACCCAACCGCCACCAUUUGCCCCGUGGGAUCUUCGGGGGAAGCUGUUACGAGGCAGCAUCUUCGACGGAUUGCCACCAACCGACAGUGUACAACUAGGGACGAAAUUUAGCACUAAAGGUAGUUCUUUGCUAAAGGCGAGCCAUCGAAUUGCGCACGCCAAUCGGUGGUUAGGCAAUGUGCGGAUGAACCGAUCGCUGGUUCGCAUGAUUGCGAAUCAUGAUUUUAAGCUGCUGUUCAACAUGUUCGAACAAAGCAUCUUUCCGACGUGGAAGAUUUAUAAAAACGAACGAAUAUUUGUGCGGAAACGGCCCGCGCUAACCACGGUGACGGUUCGAACGUCGCUUCCCGCCAUCUGCUACGGCAGUGGAUCGUCACACUCACCACCCGCAACCUACAUCAAGAAGGAAGAGUUCGAUUUCGAUCCGCCGUAUUCGAUCGCCGACGAUCAUUGCUUCGAGGAGCUAAAGGAUGAGGACGACGAGGAUCUGAUGCUAAUGAAAGAGGACGAUUCGAUUAGUAAUUCGAACGAAAUCUUUUCGGAGGAAGAAUCGUCGACGAAUAACACCUCGUUGAUGCUUUCCUCCGACACUAACACGCUCGAUACAAACGAUUCGAGCAUGGUUUCGCAUGAGCGAAACAAGGAGCAAGUGUACCAGUGCUUACUAUGUGAUAAAAGCUAUAGGAAACGAAAAUCUCUUGUCAUCCACUUUAGUCACCAUCCGGGAUUCUGUCCCGAUUGUGGGAAGCAGCGCGGAGUCACGUCCGAGGAAAUCGUUGAACAUAAUCGGAUCUAUCACAAAAAUCGACCUCACAUAUGCGAACACUGCGGUGAAACGUUUACGCGAAAUCAACAGUAUCAGAUACACGUCCAGGGGCAUUUUAUAAGCAAGGACAGGGUUGCGGAACAAAACUGUAAAAAAACUCACAAAUACAGCUGUAAAACGUGCGGUAUCGUUUUUAACAACCAGAAAUAUCUCGAAAAGCACAUCCAGAAAACCAACCAUCAGGCGGAAGGUUUGGUGUGUGACAUUUGUGGUGCAAUAUUCUGUAACAGUAUCAAACUCAGCCAGCACGUUACUCGCACGCAUCACAACGUGUUUACUCAAAAAACUACCUUGGAAAGGAAUAUGCUACUGCAGGGAACUAGUGUUACGGACAAAGCCUACACCUGUGAGCAGUGUGGUGUCUCAUUUCUAUCACAACCCUCCUUGCGGGAGCAUAUAAAGCAUUCACACUCCGUUCCGGAAAACAAGUUUGAGUGUAACAUAUGCAACAAACUGUUUGCCGCCAAACGGUCCCUAAAACGCCAUAAACUUUGCCAUUCAGACGAGCGCGCUUUCCGCUGCACGGUGGAAAACUGCAAGGAAUCGUACAAAAACCAAUCGCACCUUGCCCGACACAUGAAGACUGCCCAUCACAUUGAUCCUCCCUCGAAACGAAUACAGAAAGCAAAAACCACACCCGCCAUUGCAACCGCCAGUACGCCUAGCUCGCUAGUCGAUCCAAGCCCUACAGAUUUGUUCACCCAUAGCGAUGGUGCCAUGUUGGGAGGAGGCUCAUGUGAUUCUCUCAAGGGGAUCGGUGGUGCGUUAAAGAAAUCGCUUGGAAGCAGUGAAAAAUCGCUUGGCGAUAGCAGUACCAACUUUAGCGAUAACAUGUCGUUCAACUAUGAAUUUUCCGAUACGGCGGCGGGAUCGUCGACACCGGCUAUUCCGUCGACGAUAGGUGCUAGCAGUGACGGAGGUUCUGGAAUGCUUGCCGGUAGCGGAUCGCUUACUGGUAGCCGCACAUCAGCACUAACCUGCACCGUAACUGGUCAGCCAGCAGGUGGGGCCUUUAACGAUCCCUCUCUCACAUUCGGAUCGAACAAACAGCAACAACAUCUCGGUGGAUGGCAAAAUCUGGAGUUUGCAUCGACUACGACGCAUCGAUCGUCGUCGCUUCCGGGAGUUGGUGGUAGCGGCGGUGGCACAGUGCAACCGAUGCAAGAUCCGCUUGCAACAACCGGCACUUUCAUAGAGAGUGCGCACCAUCAUCUACAAAAUCACAAUCUGCAGCACCAAACGCAUCACCAUGGAUCGGGCGGAAUCGCGAAUACGAUAGGCGGACCAGGGAGCAGUUUUAUGGGUACCAGUAACUUACCCGGCAAUACGAGGAGAUUCUCUCUUCCUGAGGCUAACUUUAUGUGCGAACACUGCGACGAAACUAAUUUUAUCAAUGCGCAGCAGUUCCAACUGCACGUACAGGAUCAUUUCGUCAGCAAGGAAGGCAAAGAACUCCCAGGCAAGAAACUGCUCCGAUUAAACUGUAAAACAUGUAAUUUGGUGUUUGCUACUGGAGCCCAGCUCGAUCGACACAUUCAGAAAACGAACCAUCACACAGAGAGCAUAGCGUGCGAGAUAUGUAGUGCAAUAUUCAAUUCUAAUUUAAAGGUUUACCAGCACAUGCUGAAAUGUCACAAGAAUGACGUUUGGUUUGCUUGUGAACAGUGUUCAAAGGUUUUCAUAUUGAAACAGGACUACGAUAAACAUCAGCUAGUACAUCAGACGGUAACGGACCGAUCUAUCAUUUGUGAGCAUUGUGCGUUGUCAUUCCUCACGCAGGAAGCGCUUAAAGAACAUAUCAAAAUAGCACAUUCGAUGGAUAAGAAAUACAAGUGCAACAUUUGCAAUAAGUUGUUUGCCGCCCGUCGGUCACUAAAACGCCAUAAAUUGUGCCACGAGGAAGAGGCAGCCUUCCGAUGUCCGAUCGACGGUUGUAAGGAAGCGUUCCGUACGGCGGCGAACCUGGCUAAACACAAAAAACUGUCCCACCCGCCUGGGCUCGCAACGAUUGCUGCAUCUCCGAGCAACGUGAUGGCACACGUUGACCCCAUCAUUGACAAAUCGGGAAUCGUUUCCGGCACAAAACUACCGCUGGGUGCGAUGGCGGCAGGAACGUCUACCGUCCCCGGUGGUAGCCUUGGGUUGAAAGGUAUCGAAAAAGUGGUCCACCAAGACCCGUCGGUUGCAGCAAUGCCACCGGGAGGCCCGAAUGUGAUGGGUCAGCUGAGUACGAAUCCAAUGAUGGCAUUGAAUCAGGGCGUUACGCUUAAAACGGACGGACGAUCAUCCGCUGGCGGUAUGAUGGUGCCACCGUCAAGAACAAGUAGCGCCGGAAGCAGCGCCGGGUUGGGUGGUGGUAAUAAUGGCAGCAGCGGACCGAAUAUUCCCUACAACCCGUACGAUGCUGGAGGAAUGAACUACAAUUCCGCGCUCGGUCCGUCGGGGUCUGGUGUAUCUACUGGCGGGCCACAUCAUUCGCAUCAUCCUCACCAUCAUCAUCAUAUGCAGCAGCAACAGCAGCAGCAACAACAGCAGCAGCAGCAGCAGCAGCAACAGCAGCAACAAUCUCAGCUGGUGCAGCACCACUCUCAAGCACACCCACAUCAUCAUGCUCAAUCUCAAUUUGUCGGAAUGGCCAGUCCUGUCAAUGCCGCAGGUCUCCACUACAAUGCUCGUAUUGGUGGAAGUGGUGGGGCCGCCGGGAAUCCGGAACAGCAAGCCGCCUCGAUGGGUUAUCGAUUGGGAGAAUCCGUGGGUACGAGCACAAAUGCAGCUGCGAAUACUGGCAAUAUUUCGUAUGGUUACAGCCAAUUGAAUAACGCUUUCGAUUGGCAAGGCAUGGAAAUCGCAAACGCCACCAACGCGGAAACGAAUUUGCCAGGCAGUGUUGCAGUUGGAUCCGCUGGUCCAACCCAGGGUUCAUCGAGCGGUGCAAUGAAAGGUGCGACCAACAACAAGUACUACAACGCAAUGCACGACGCUACUACCGCCGGGACAGUGGGUGUUGGUGUCUCGGCUGGUUUCCUUUCUCCGCAGCAAAUGCAGCAUCAAUCAUCGCAUCACGCUCAGCACAUGCAACACCAUGCACAGCAAUCUCAGCUUCAACAGCAGCAACAGCAGCAGCAGCAACAACAGCAACAGCAGCAUCUUUCACAUCACUCUCAUCACACACAGGCAGCUGGAUUGCAAAGUAAACCCAUGCAAGAACAACAUUCUCAUUCGCAACAGCAGCAUAUGAUGAACAUGAACAGUCAGGACAUGAUGGGAUAUCAGGACAUGUGGAACGCCAAUAUGAUGAAAAUGGAAUUUCAAGAAGAUGCAGGCAAUGCAAAUACUGGCAACAAUGGUGCUUACAACAAUUUAGGCAAUAUAUUGAACAACUUAGAAAUGAUGGGUGCAACGUCCGGCACUUUUGAGCAACAGCAAUCGCAACAGCAGCAACAACAAGGCUACGAUAUGAUAGCUACUCCUCGCACAAGCUCAGACUCGCAUCAACCAUCUAGGGGCCAGAGCGUACAAUCGCCAGCCCUAACACCGCAGCAAGUACAACAUCACCAUCACCAUCAGCACCAACAACAGCAACAGCAGCAGCAGCAACUGCAACAUCAUCAACAACAGCCUCAUACGAAAAGUAACCACUUCAAACAGCAGCAUCCAUCACAUGCCCAUAGCCAGAUGCUUCCUGUAGUAGAACCGGGACAAAUGAUGAAUCAGCAUCAUCACCAGCAGCAACUGCAUCACCAUCAGCAACAAUACUUUCAGGACCAUCACGGUACCCAUCAACAGAUACCCCAGCAGCAGCAGCAACAGGCUGGCGCUCCCACUCUGGCAACGAUGCCCCAUUCAAAGUCCCUUGAUCAUUAUCAGGACGCGAAUAGUGCCGCUGCUGCUGCUGCUUCUGCCAUGUACGGCAUGAACAUGUACAUGCAAAGACACUCGAUCGACCAACCCUUUCACUACACGCUAGCAACGCCGUACGGUGGGGGACAGCCGGCAGUAUCGUCGGCAGCCGCCAUGUCCUCCACCUACGAGGGAACCCUGGACGGAAUGAUGACGUGUGCUAUUGCUGGCGGCGACAGCAACGCGCCCGGUGGCGGAGGUGGCAGCUCUGGCGUAAACUGCAACAGUAACAAUCAUGCUUAUAACAAUGUUCCAGGCAGCGGACGCUACCCAGCGAUGCAGUACGCUGGCAACCCAAACUUUCCGAUGGGGAUUCCGCCCGGACCGAUGUUCAUGAACGGUGGAGGCCCGGCUAUUAUGAGUGGAAUGAAACAUCAUCAGAACGGUUUGCUGGAUGGAUGCGGUUCGUACCGCCUUUCGGCCAUGAACCAAGGGUACCCUGCAAUCCGCAACUUCAACGGUAUGCUGGCGUAUCCCUACGGCGAUCCAGCUAUGGCGGAAGCGUCAAUGUACGGUGGUUCCACCAUGGCAGCCGCUGCCACGCAGACUUCAGGCUAUGCAGGCACGCCGGCCCAACCGGGUGCUUCGAUUUUAAGCAACAAAAAGAAAGCCUACGAUGACUACGAUGUGGUGUCCAGUAUGCGCCGGAGUAACGACACCCUGCAACGGACCACUGGAGGAUGUGCCAAAAAACUGGACCGGUAUCAUAAGAAUGCUGAGCUGCUAAUUGAUUACGAGAGUGACAUGUUGCCCGAAGCGUUGGCCGAAAGGAACCACAAGGAGCAGCAACAGCAGCAGCAGCACCAUCACCAUCAUCACCAUCUGCAUCAUCAGACGUCACGGAACUCGCGGCAGUCGGAUUUCGAUAGCUACGAGGAGGAGCAGAUGCAGCGCGAACAAGAGCAAAGCAACAAUGUGAGCCGACGAAUUUCAAGCAAAAACCAGGACGGAUUCGGAUGCUUUGAAUCGUGGAACUAUGUGUACCAAAACCUAGAGAAACAGGGCUACACCAAGGAUUUGGGCGAACGAGGUGAUUUUUUGGUUGACGAGAUGGAUGAUGGUGUCGGUAACCGGGCCGGUAUGGCCGACGAUGGUGAGGACACUCGGCAGCGGCGUCAGGAGACACAAAAUCGUUCGGGAAGGGCAAGGGAAUCGUCGAGCCAUUCGACGACUCUGCGCCGUAAUCACAACGACAAGCUAAAAGCCAUGAAGCCAAAAGCCGCCGACAAAGUGGAUGGAAUUGUACGGCAAUCGUCUACUGGCGUUUCAUCUUCGAAGCAACAGGCCACUGAAACGCGCCGUCACGAACGGCACGCUUCCUCUGGUGGUGGUUCUACAGGGACCGCAUCCAUGGUACAGAAGAUUGGCAAAAUGUCCUUGUCCCAGGCGGCCGCCAAUGAGCUGCUAGGAUUUGAGCAGAAUGGUGAUGGUCGAAGGAAUGCGGUGCAAAAAAGACAAGUAACACCCCAAGGUUCUGGAUCAUCGUCAUCAGCGGCCGCCGGUGCAUCUCUCAAGGACACCACCAAGCAGACCACCACUCUGGGCAUUUUGGUCAACAACGCUGGCAACGUGUACCAGAGCAACAACAGCAGCGUAGCUGCAGCGCCGGGAAAAAAGAAAACGACCACCUUCGACACUGGCGGGGUAACGAUAAUCAACCCCAGCCCAACAACCGGCGGCGGUCUCGGGGAAGUAACGCAAACGGGUGGCGAAUGGAAUUGCAAUUUCUGUACCUUCUUGAACCCGGAUGUAAAACGCAUCUGUGAUAUGUGCUCCAAGAGCCGAGACUUCCGGCUCGAUGGAACAACAGCCACCAGCAAUGGGACUACGGCUACCUGCGUUUAAAAUGCGUCUCCCCGUACGAUGAUGAGCU
Molecule: messenger RNA, 7112 nt
Organism: Anopheles nili
Lineage: Eukaryota; Metazoa; Arthropoda; Insecta; Diptera; Culicidae
Exons: 13
Coding region: 89-7084 (2331 amino acids)
Biological process (GO): regulation of transcription by RNA polymerase II
Cellular component (GO): nucleus
Molecular function (GO): RNA polymerase II transcription regulatory region sequence-specific DNA binding; DNA-binding transcription factor activity, RNA polymerase II-specific
Source: RefSeq, a predicted model, not a curated record